AUGCAUGCAACAUUUUCAGAUUUGAGGAGCUCCAAGGAGGAUGCAAGGAAGCUAAACCACGUUGCAAAACGGCGUUGUAACAAAGAUAAGCGAGAGCAGCUGCCAGCGGAUGAGCCCAGUAUGUACGGUGAGUCAGUAGAAAAGCUGGAACAACGGAAAACACGAAUGCGAAACGACAACAGAGAUUAUCGCCUGGCUGAUCAGGGCUCAACAAAUUCUCUUAAAAUGGCGCAGGUGCCGAGCUGGGAUUUUAUCAAUUCGAGUUUUGUAGAAAACAGCGGUAGAGCAAAAUCAAGUAAAAAACGAAGCAGCCUUGAAAAGUUCAUUGGGCCAAUUUACGAAAAUCUGAGAAUUCGGGAAAGACCGAGAACACGCGGUAACGAAGUUAGUGGGUUAUCGUUUGUGCAGCUACAGUUUGAUCAACCUGAACAUACCGCGGCAAAGAAGCAGACAACGGAGAGCGAUUUCCUAAAUACGCCUAAGUAUAAGAAUAAAAAAGCUCCGAAGACUAUUUCGUCAGCUAAUGAAUUGCCACCACUUUACGAAAAUCUGAAAAUUGCCGAAAAUGCCUUCAAAGUUGCUGACAGCGACCAGAGCGAUUCAAGAGCCAUCGCAGCGUCCGACUCUCAGAGGAGCUCGAAGAAAACAAGGAAAGCGGGCAUACAUUUACUCAGUGCCGUUAUGAUUCGAGCAAAUCUUCUUGGUGUCAUUUUUGUGGCAAGAGAUACUGUUUUGUUGGAAUGA
Molecule: messenger RNA, 744 nt
Organism: Gongylonema pulchrum
Lineage: Eukaryota; Metazoa; Nematoda; Chromadorea; Rhabditida; Gongylonematidae
Source: the annotation of a GenBank genome assembly